GGUGCUGCCCCUCCUGUGCCACGCCGAGCCGCGAACGCGGUGCGCGGCGCUGGAGGCGCUGGGGCUGUGCGCGGAGCGGGGCGACCCCCGGUCUCUCUCGGUGGCCUGCGGCGAGCUCGACGACUGCGAGGAGGCCGUGCGGCGAGCCGCGCUGCGCGCCGUGGGCCGCCUGGCGGAGCUGGGCGACCCGGAGGCGGUGAGCAUCGUGUGCUCCCGGCUCGAGGACGGCGACGACGGCGUGAAGGAGACCGCGGUGAGCGUGCUGAGCCAGCUGGCCGAGCGGGGCGACCCCCACGCCAGCGCGGAGGCGGGCGCGCGCCUGCUGCACUGGGACUGGAGCGUGCGGCGGGCGGCCGUGCUGGGCCCUGGGCUGGCUGCUGCACCGCGGCGACGCCAAGGCUGCCCUCGCCGCCUGCGUCGACGACGAGGACCCCAGCGUGCGGGAGGCUUCCGCCGAGGUGCUGGAGGAGCUGGAUGGGGCGACCGCGGACCCCAGCGCCACGUGCAGCACGGCCUGCUCGGCCUCGGACCUGCACGAGCGCCCCGGGCCCGCGGCGGGCCUCGCGGGGCCGGUCUGGGCGGCGAGCCCGGGGGACGCGGCGAGCCCCGCCGCGGCGGACGUGCUGGACGCGCUGGGCGCCAGCGUGCGGAGCAUCGGGCAGGAGGCCCUGAUGGCGGUGUCCUGGCUCGCGUCCGGGGGCGGCCCGGCCGCCGCGGAGGCGGAGGAGAAGGAGGCCGCGCACCCCGGGGGCGUCUGCCAGCGGGGACCCGCGCGGCCGGAGCCGGACAUGGCAGCCGUCGUCGACCAGCUCCGCGGGGCGCAGGAGCGCAUCGAGCGCCUCGGGGCGCCCUGGGUGCUGGUGACCGUGGCCAGCGUGGCGGGGGAGGUCCUCGGCCUGCACCUGCCAGGCGGCAGCCUGGGCUCGCAGGUGAAGGAGGCCAUCUCCGCCAGCAGCUGGCGCGUGCCCGUCGCCUGCCAGCGGCUCCUGCUGCCCGGCGGCCCGCUGGCGGACGGCGACCCGAUCGCCGGCCACCUCCCGCCGGGCGCCGCGGAGCUGGGCGUGACGAUGGCGGUCUCGCUGGAGGGCGUCUGCGAGGAGCUCCAGAGCGCGCCCGCGAACGGCAGGCUCCGCGCCCUGGCGGACCUGGGCCGCCUCGGCCCCCGCCGCGGCGGGGCGGCGGCCGCCGCCGCGGCGUGCGCGUGCCUGGCUGACAGCGACGCCCGCGUGCGCGAGGCGGCCCUGGCCGCGCUGCGCGAGCUGGCCGAGGGCGACAGCGCGCUGGUGCUGCCGCGCCUGUGCGCCUCCCUGCGCGACGACGCGGGGCCGGGCGCGCGCCGUGCGGCGCUGGCGGCGCUGGCGCGCCUGGGCCGCCGCGGGGACGGCCGCCUCGUGCGCGCCGUGGGCGCCGCGCUGGACGACUGGGACGAGGGCGUGCAGGCGGCGGCCGUGCACGUCAGGCUCGCGGCCCUGGGAGCGCUCGGGCAGCUGUCGCGCGGGGGCGGCGGCGAGGUCUGUGCGGGAAGUGCGACCGGGUGA
Messenger RNA from Prorocentrum cordatum, 1538 nucleotides. The record is from the annotation of a GenBank genome assembly. Lineage: Eukaryota; Dinophyceae; Prorocentrales; Prorocentraceae.